AUGAUGUCGACUGAAGGAUGCCAGAAUAAAGAAGUGCAAGAGUUUAUGUGCCGUAUAAAGGAACUGAACACCAGAAGAUUGUCCGGCCAGUCUGACUCCGAUGAUAUGAAAAACACAACGGACACUUUUCGUUGGCUUCGAAACAACUCGCCCUUUCUUGAUGAUAUUGAUAAAUGCCGAUUGUUGGAUUCUGGACUGAUUGAAAUCUGUUCAUGGUACUGCAACACUUAUUUUGCCAAUGAGUCCCUAAGCUGUAGUAUAUUGCUACAGUUUUUGGCCAACUUCUCUGUGGGCCAUGAGAGUGCUCAGCGGCAGAUAUUUGAUGGUUUCUGUAGCACGUUGAGACAUUUUAUUGUAUCUUCUCAGGAUUCCAAGCUAUUAAAUAAUUCAAUGAUGCUGCUGUAUAAUCUGUGUUUGUGUGAUGUAAACUUCAGAGAAAAGAUCUUAAAAGAUGCAAAUAUAGUUCAACAGAUUAUGACACAUUGGACUCUAAAAGAAUUGGAAUAUAGUAUAAUAUUUCUAGAUUCAAUCUUUUCAAAUUCAAAAGAUUUCUUAUUGGUCUUUACAAAUCUGCCUGACUGUUCUAAAGAUGAAUUAAUGAACAUUAUCUCCAUUUGGCUUGACAAUUAUAACAAAGAAGUAUCUUUAGAUGUCAUUGUUGUAAUAAGAAAUAAUUUUUUUAUCGAUUGUCCCAUAGAAAAAAUAACGAGACAUGUAGUGAAUGUUCUUGCUAAGGCUUCAAAUAUAGAAAAAUUCAAUUCUGAAGUAAAAAGUCACACUACUCUAUUAAAAAAAAUUAUGGAUUUGUUGGUAUUCAUACAUAAGUGUGCCAAGGAUAAUGAUGAUUCAAAUGACUUUAGUCGUGUGAAAGAUCUAUCAGCUUUAUUUAAUUCAGAUGUACAAACUCACAAUAGAUUUUGGUUCAAAUCAGAUCUAAUACGAUUGAUUGCAAAUAUGUGUUAUAACAACCAAGAACAUCAAAACCUAAUGCGUUCUGAUAAUAUUAUUCCCAUACUGUUGGAGUGUUGUGCAUUUGAUGCCAAAAAUCCCUUGAUGCGUGAAUGGAGCUUAUUUGCACUAAGAAAUAUUUUGGAAGGAAAUCUGGAUAACCAAAAUUUUGUGGCUAAUAUAGAUUCUAUUGGAUCCAUUGACCCUGAAUCAUCAGUUAAACUAACCAAUACACUUAAAAUGGCUUCAAUUAAGAAUUCUAUUUCAGAUAGCGAUACUAUGUUCAUCUAAGUUAAAUAAUUAUUUUUAUUUCUUAUUUUUACUUACCUUUAUUUUAUAACCAACGUUAAUGAUAAUAAUUCAUAUACCUCUGUAAAUUUAUGAAGUAUUAUAAUAAAAUGUUAUAAUCUAAGGAUUUAUAGAAGGAAAUAAAAGGAGUUUUUGCAAUGGUUAAAAAACAAAAGUCUAAGGUGAAUAAUUAUAUUAUUUUUUUAUGGAAUAAACUAAAUAGAAUCAUUUUAUAAUUUUGUAAAUUUUCCGCCCAUAUGAAAAUGUUUGCCCCUAGGCACAAAAUAACUUAUGGCUCUGACUUCGUGUAGUUAUUGAAAACAACUAUAACAGUAAACUAUUGUAUUAUUUAUUAAUUGAUUAACUAUGUUGGGAAAUGUU
Molecule: messenger RNA, 1617 nt
Organism: Rhopalosiphum maidis (corn leaf aphid)
Lineage: Eukaryota; Metazoa; Arthropoda; Insecta; Hemiptera; Aphididae
Product: ataxin-10
Exons: 6
Coding region: 1-1239 (412 amino acids)
Biological process (GO): neuron projection development
Cellular component (GO): cytosol
Source: RefSeq, a predicted model, not a curated record